Molecule: messenger RNA, 3171 nt
Organism: Phodopus roborovskii (desert hamster)
Lineage: Eukaryota; Metazoa; Chordata; Mammalia; Rodentia; Cricetidae
Product: zinc finger protein OZF-like
Exons: 4
Coding region: 243-1742 (499 amino acids)
Biological process (GO): regulation of transcription by RNA polymerase II
Cellular component (GO): nucleus
Molecular function (GO): DNA-binding transcription activator activity, RNA polymerase II-specific; RNA polymerase II cis-regulatory region sequence-specific DNA binding
Source: RefSeq, a predicted model, not a curated record
AAACAAGGCAUGGCAAAUGCCUGUUUACUUCUGUUUGUUUUCUUUUCCAGCUGUGAUUGCAAGGUACUCCAUGUGCCUUAGAGAGCGAGGAAAAUGAACACAGUUGUGGCUGAAGGCAACUUGGGCUGAGGAAAAUUGUUUCAUUACAGGGGUUGGUGACAUUUGAGGAUGUCUCUGUGGACUUCACCUGGGAGGAGUGGCAGGACCUAGAUGAUACUCAGAGGAAUCUCUACAGGGAUGUGAUGCUGGAGACCUACAGCAGCCUGCUGUCCUUGAACCAGUGUGAUGCCAAACCUGAGUUGAUCCUGAAGUUGGAGCAAGGAACUGGGCCAUGGAAGGAAGAAGUUGUCCCAGACCAAAGGCUCCCAGCUAUGGAGAAUGUGAAGAGCCUGAACAAUACCAGUUGGGACAAUCAAAAGAGACAUUUGAACCACGUGGUAAUCACUGGCAACUCAUCAACUGAGGAGAGGGUCAAAUUUGGGAAAAUAAUUAAUAUGAGUUCAAACCAUGUUUUACACCUGGCUAUUAAGAAUAGGAACUCUUCUGAAAUGAGAUCUGAGGUGCUUGAUAUAUGGGAAAGUGUGUAUCUCCCUGGUGAGCACAGUCAGAUGCAGCCUAUAGAGGAACUUGAUCAUCUUACUGCAACUAGGAUGUCAUGUGGACCUCCUGAGCCUCUUAGUCUGGAUCACGGUGUUGAAAGUGGGCAACAGCACUUUCAGUAUAGUCACUGUGAUGAAGCCUUCAGCGUGAACACUAUAUGGACACAUAAGGUGUUUCCUCUAGAAGAUAAUUCAAGUAAGUUAAAGGAAUGUAAGUUGGCUCUUAGUGCCCAUGAGGGAACUCACAUAAGGGAAGAAACUUUUGAUGGCAACUUGUGUGAGAAAUCAUUCUCUGACAAGUGUAACCAUACUCAGCAUUUGAAAACAUGCAUGAGGCACCAAUGUGAUAAAUGUACUGAUUGUGAACCAGCAUUCAAUACAAAACCAGGCCUUAUAAAUCUUCAGAGCACUCUGCGUGCAUGGGAAAAGCCCUGUGUGUGCAAUGACAGUGAGAAAUGUGUGUGUCAGAUGCCAAAACAGAGUGUUAAUCAGAGUGUCUUCUCAAGUAAAGAGAAUGUGAAAAUAAUCAGUGUGCACCAGAGACCUCACACAGGUAGAAAACCCCAUGAAUGCAAUACAUCUGCAAAAAUCAACAAGCAACCUCGUAGACGGCACAGAUCUGGGAAAACCUACCAGUGCAAGGUAUGUGGAAAAGCCUUUAAACACACACAAAAUCUCUACUUACACUACAGAACUCACACUGGUGAGAAGCCAUAUGAGUGUAAAGAGUGUAAAAAACUGUUCAGUGUGAAGUCCAAUCUCAGUGUACAUCAGAAAACUCACACAGGCGAAAAACCCUACGAAUGUAACAUAUGUGGAAAUGCCUUUAAAAGAAGGUGUGACCUAACUAUCCAUCAGAGAGUUCACACAGGUGAGAAGCCCUACGAGUGUAAAGAAUGCAGGAAAACAUUCAGUAUAAAGUCAGGGCUCAUUGUACAUCAGAGAAUUCACACAGGUGAGAAACCAUACGAAUGUAGUGUAUGUGGAAAACGUUUUAACCAGAAGUCAAAUCUCUCUACACAUGAGAAAAUUCACACAGGUGAGAAACCCUUUGAAUGUAAAGAAUGUAGGAAAUCAUUUAGUGUCAAGUCGUAUCUCACUAUACAUCAAAAAACUCACUUGAGUGAGAAAGCUCAUGCAUGAAAUCUGAGGAAGCCUUCUAUCAGAAGACAAACCUCCACAGACAUCUUACAGAAACCUAUGGAGCAUAAAGAAUGCAGGAAAAGUUUAAGUCACUUGUCAUCUCUCCCUCAGCCUCAGGUGGAGAUUCCUGUGGAUGUAAAGGUUGAAGAGAAUCUGUCAGCUAUGAGUCAAAUCUCAUCAAUUAGUGUACCCAAAACAUGAGAGACCUACCAGUGUGAGGUAUGUUCAGAGACUUCUGCCAAAUGUCAUACUUUAGUUGUUAGAGAACUCUUACAGGUUAGAAACCCUCUGGCUGUAAGGUCUGGAAAGAGUCAGUCCUCAUAAGACUGGAGAAUUCAUAAUGAUGAGAAACCCUGUGAGUGUAGUUACAUGUGCAAAGCCCUUUAAUGGGAAGUCCCAUCUCUGAAUUUGAGUUCACACAGGUAAGAAGGCCUGUGAAUAUAAAGAAUGUAGGAAAGCAUUUCAGACAUUUGUCACCUCUCCAUGUGGAUCACAGAAUUUAGAGUUGACGAUGCUUAUCGGUGCAUUCUAUAGAAUGGUCACCCACCACAUGUCAAACCUAUAUACACAUUAGAGAAACCUCACAGUUAAGAGGCUUUCUGAAUGUAAGGACUAAGAAACAUUUCCAACAAAUGUAUACUGGAAUACUUGAAAAUGGAAAGGGGAGGAGGUCUCAUUAGCAGAUACAACUCACUGCACAUAAAACACACACAGCUGAGUAACUGAAUGCAGUGUAUGUGAAGAAACCUGUCCCCAGAUGUCAAGUCUCAGCAGUCACUAGGUGAGGAGCCCUCUGAAUGUGAGUCAUCCUUCACUGCAUACCAAAGAAGACAUGUAGGAUAAGCCAUAUCAAUUUAAUAUGUGUAAAAACUUAGUUCUAUAAGAUGGAUAUCUGCCUCCACUAGAGAUCCACACAAACACAAAACCCUGCAAAUAUAAAAACUGAAGGAAAAAACAAAACUCAAUUUAAAGAUUGUAGAAAAUAUCUCUUAUUCUUGAGGUAUGUGUAAGAAUUGACGUAGGUUACAUGCUUUAUUGGAGAGAGCCGAGACUUUAUAUGUGUUUAUAAAUCUCUUGUUUGUAUGAGUGAUAUAACCUUUUUGCAACAUAAUGCAAAGUCGUUGUGACCCAUUUUAAAAGUGUUUCAGACAGGGGACCUUUCAUGUUAGAAAGUUUACCCAGGAGAAGGCCCUUCUUGUCACCUUUGUAUUUUCAAGCCAUUUUGUGGAGAAAAAGAAACAUGAAAUUUCAAUAAAUUUAAAUGCCUUACCUGGUACCAGCAUUUCAUUAAAGGUAUACUAAAGUAUAUUUCAUAUGUGAAAUGUGUAUAUCCAUAAAACAUUGAAAUUCAUAUGUAUCAGAAAUCAUAAAAUGAAAUUGUCAAUUUCUAAGAUGUGUUAAUUACACUAUUAAAAUUAUUUUUGAGCUA